AGCUCAGUUUCAGUUAGUAUCAUCAUAAAGUUUUGUACUGCUUUCAGGUAGUAAUGCAUCUCGGUUUGUGGAUUCAAGCUGUGCUUGCGGUAUCGGCCACCUUUUAAAAUAAACGCGACUGGAUGACCCGGACAUUUAAACGUUUUCACGAAAUCCCAUGACUGGAUCGUCUCACUCGGGACCUUUUCGUUAAGCGAUCCUGAAAACGAAUCACCUAAACUAGGAUCUUUGUAUAAAACUUUGCAUCCGAGGGUUGUGGAAGAGCCAGAGAAUGUCGUCCCCAAAGAGCACGAAAGACUGUGGAUCUUCCGAUGAGGAUUAUCGAUCUAAAAGGAACGCGAACAAUCGGCAAAUCCAAGCCCCGAGUUUACCCUUCAGCGUUGAAGCAUUGAUGGCCAACCGGAAAUCUUCGUAUGAACCCCCAUUCAAAACUGGAGAAACUCGGACGAACGGUUACAGGGCUUAUGUGUAUAACCCUGUGUCCAAUGACCCCUACAGUACUGAUAGCGGGGUCUCACAUUCACCUGUAAAGUCCGAACUGUCAGAACAGGAGCAAAACAACUUGGGGAAUUCACCUCCAAGGUAUUCGCCUCCUCCGUCAAGACAACUCAGCCCCAAUUCUUGCUCUCUAAGGAAACACAAGACCAACAGGAAGCCCAGGACACCAUUCACCACCUCUCAGCUGCUCGCCCUGGAGCGGAAAUUCCGUCAGAAGCAGUACCUUUCCAUUGCUGAAAGGGCCGAGUUCUCGAGUUCGCUCAGCCUGACAGAGACCCAAGUGAAAAUCUGGUUCCAGAAUCGGAGAGCAAAGGCAAAGAGGCUUCAGGAAGCUGAGAUGGAGAAGCUCAAAAUGUCCGCCAAGCCCAUGUUGCAGGGUGGCUUCAGCCUGCCUUUUCCUGUAGCUGCUCACUUGCAGGCCACUUCCCUGUAUGGACAGUCCUAUCCUUUUCACAGACCAGUACUGCCCAUGUCACCAGUUGGACUUUAUGCAGCCCCUAUGGGGUACAGCAUGUAUCACUUAUCAUAAGGUGAGACCUCUCUGUCUUCUGCUUGGAGUAAGUUUGUCAAUUCCUCUGAGAAAGAACACGGGAACUAUCUGGAUGCAGUCCUCAGCGUUCAGAAGUAACUUCUCUAUGACUGCAGACCUGGAGAUCUCUGAUUUUCAAACAAAGGAGACAUGGUGCUCACAAGAAUGACUGGAAGGAGGCAACUGCAGUUGUCUGGCACUUUAUGAUGAGACUGCUGGCAAACUGGUAAAAGUCCAUCAGCUUUGCCUUAUGUGAACUCUUGCUAGAUUUUGCACAAUAUUUCAGGGCUCUUACUGGUGGAAGGCUGUAUAACUAGUUAGUUUAUCAGUUUUUUUUUGUGAUCUUUGAUGGUCAGACCAGUGUGAAGGCCCGAGUGGAGAAGAUUGUCUGUAACAUGCACCUCAUGUUUUGAUAUAAGUGGCUGCGGGGCACCGAAUGGCCACCCUGAAAACCUACAGACUGCAGAGAGAAGAAGUGUGAUGAAAGCAUUGGACCAUCGUGUAUUGUUUAUAAGUUGAAAAAUAUAUGUUUUAAUGCAAAUCUUGUACUAUGUUUGACAUGGAAUGCCAAUGUCCAGUUUCAUAAAUAUUGUCCUUUUUAUAAUUCAUUUGAUAUGAAAAUUAAAAAUAUCUCUUACUUUA
Molecule: messenger RNA, 1669 nt
Organism: Polypterus senegalus (gray bichir)
Lineage: Eukaryota; Metazoa; Chordata; Cladistia; Polypteriformes; Polypteridae
Gene: msx2b
Product: muscle segment homeobox 2b
Exons: 2
Coding region: 272-1027 (251 amino acids)
Biological process (GO): regulation of transcription by RNA polymerase II; embryonic morphogenesis
Cellular component (GO): nucleus
Molecular function (GO): DNA-binding transcription factor activity, RNA polymerase II-specific; RNA polymerase II transcription regulatory region sequence-specific DNA binding
Source: RefSeq, a predicted model, not a curated record